Molecule: messenger RNA, 1548 nt
Organism: Cryptococcus wingfieldii CBS 7118
Lineage: Eukaryota; Fungi; Basidiomycota; Tremellomycetes; Tremellales; Cryptococcaceae
Product: diphthamide biosynthesis protein 2
Exons: 7
Coding region: 1-1548 (515 amino acids)
Biological process (GO): protein histidyl modification to diphthamide
Molecular function (GO): 2-(3-amino-3-carboxypropyl)histidine synthase activity
Source: RefSeq, a predicted model, not a curated record
AUGUCCGACGCCUUCUCAACACAUCCCGAGCACGCCCUCGACCAUCCCGAACUCGAGGCCAUCUUGGAACAGGCCAAAGCCGGGCCCAGCAGCGCGAGCUUGGGCGAUGGAGCAGAGGGGAUGAGCGUGGAAGAUGCCUUCGAAGUUGAAGAGAGUGUGAGGAGAAUACUGGAAGGGGGUUACAAGACUAUUGGACUGCAGUUUCCAGAUGAACUGCUGCCGACUUCGGUUUCAGUCUAUCGGGCGAUACAGACUCGAAUAGGACACACUGGCGCACAAGCAUACGUUCUGGCUGACAGUACAUAUGGGAACUGUUGUCCCGAUAUCCUGAGCUGUUUGCAUUUGCCGGCAGAUUUCUUGGUUCACUAUGGCCAUGCUUGCCUAACACCAACCGACGCACUCCCGAUACAUUACGUCUUUCCCCGUAAGAAGCUCGACGUCGAGCAUGCCUUCGGGGCAUUGUCCAAGGCCAGCGAGGAAGAUGUGCAAGAUGGGAAGAAGGGUGUGAUCGUUGUCUGGGAUGUGGCAUAUGACUGGCUUGCGAGUUCGAUUGCAGAGACAUUCAACAAAGAAUCAACGAUACCCACCACUUUCGCGCAUAUCAACAAGCCUACUGCUGCUCCUCCAAAGAGCGAUGAAAAGGGCAAAGCGCCUGCUUUGAGGACUGUUGAGCCUCCUGAGGGUUUGGCGUUGACCGACUGCAUACUGUGGUAUAUCGGGGAAGAGGGCAGGUCAUCCAUGAACCUCCAGAUGACCCACGCCUACAACUCUCUUUACUUGUACUCCCCAACAUCCCAAACCACCUCUCCCCUCCACCGCACCACUUCCCGUCUCCUAUCCCGCCGCCUCUUCGCCCUCCACCAAGCCCUCUCCUCCGACAUCUUCGGCCUCAUCGUCUCCAACAUCGGCCUCUCCUCCUCCCGUCCCCUCCUCGCCCAACUCCGCGCCGACCUCAGACGCGCCCAGAAAAAGUCUUACACCCUCAGCGUGGGCAGGCUCAACCCCGCCAAGCUGGCAAACUUUGUGGAGAUAGAGUGUUUUGUGUUGGUGGGGUGUAAUGAGGGUGGGGUGGUGGAUUCGAAAGAGUUUAUGAGACCUAUCAUUACGCCUUGGGAAUUGAGCUUGGCUUUGCAAGGAGAGGGGCACGAGUGGGCGCCGGAAAAGUGGACGUUAGAUUUGGGCAAGGUUCUGGAAGAUGCGAGAGCCAAAGCCGAUGAAGAUGACGAUAAAUCAGAAACCCAAUCCAACCACUCCACCUCUUCCGACGAAGCCCCCGAAUUCUCCCUUAUCACCGGUACCUACCGCACCAAGAAACGUUUCAACGACGAAUCUGCGGGACCUGCUACUACCAACCAGAUCGAAUCCGGCAUUCAGGAUCUUACGCUUCGGGAUCAGACGUUUGCGUUGAGCAAGCUGGAGAGCGCGGGAUCGAGCUUUUUGGCGUCGAGAGAGUUUAAGGGGUUGGAAGUGAGGUAUGGGAUGGAUGAGCCUAGUUUGUUGGAGGAGGGGAGGAGUGGGGUGGCGAGGGGGUAUACGGAGGAGAAGUAG